AUGGCGGUGUCUCAUCAGUGGUUCAUUCAGUGGUCGUCGCCCUCUAUAAUCUUCGCGGAUAUAACGCGGCAGUAUCAGGGAGUGAACAACGCGUUCGACGGCUACGAGGCGGCGCGGCGGAGCGGAAUUAACCCUCUGGAAGCGGGAGCUAGAGCGCCGAACGGUUUUACCCAUAGUCGACAGUCAUAUAAUCGGCGGAGGCUCACGACGCACCGCGACUUUGCAAAACAGCGAACAUCUGAUAUUUACGAUCGUGCCAGAUCAGCCGCUGUCACGCUAUGGCUGGCGAUGAUGGGAACCGCCCAGACACAGUCAGUGCCCGCCGACAACGACACGCCGCCCUUCAGCACGCUCUACAAGUGGAAGACGGUGGACUUUGAGUUCCCCAGCAUCCAGCAUCGACGCCAGGCGCUACUAUCCGGGACAUAUAUCCCGUCAAACGUGUUACCUCUAGGUUUAGAGGUAUGGGGCUCUAGAAUAUGGGUGACGCUACCUAGCUGGCGAAAGGGUGUGCCUGCUACGCUUGCUACAUUGCCUCGUGGUGGAGGAUUAACGUCACCAGCGCUUAAACCUUACCCGAACUGGGGUUACCACAGAGGUUUUAAUGAAGAAAACGAGUGUUCAGGAUUGACGUCCGUCUUCCGCGUGAACGCUGAUCACUGUGGCAGACUGUGGGUACUCGACUCCGGACAGAUAAACGCACAAGAUAACCCGGAGCAAGUGUGCCCGCCGAGCGUGGUAGUCUUCGAUCUAAGGACCGACACCAUGAUUGCAAGAUAUCCGAUACCCGACGAAUACGUGCUGCAGGACUCUUUGUUCUCAAACAUUAUUGUCGACAGCAGAUUCAAGGACUGUUCGGACCUGCACUUAUACAUAGCCGACACUUGGAGGUUCGGGCUACUGGUUUUUAGAGAGAGCGAUCAAAGGUUCUGGAGAUUCUCGCACCACCUGUUCUAUCCAGAUCCGCUAGCCUCCAACUACACGUUGCACGGAAUGAACUUCCAAUGGGCCGAUGGUAUUUUCGGCCUCGCUUUAACACCGGUCGACUACCACCGCGAGAGGAUACUGUACUUUCACUCUAUGUCGAGCUAUAGGGAGUUCUACGUGUCAACAAAAGUACUCCGCGAGCCAUCGCGCGUGAAUGACAGCGCGACGGAAUUCAACCUGGUCGGCGAGAGCCGGGGACUGUUUGGGCAGUCCUCGGCCUCGGCUAUCGAUAGACGCGGAGUUAUGUUUUAUGGCUUGGUGACAAGGGACAGCAUAGGCUGUUGGGACACGAGGAAACCGUACAGCAGGGGCACUACGGGCAUAGUGGCCAUGAACACGGAGACCAUAGUGUUUCCCAAUGACAUAAAGAUCGAUCAAGAGGAGAGGCAGAGCGUUUGGGUGAUAUCAAACAGACUGCCGAUGUUCCAAGCGGGCACUUUGAGCGAAGAGGACUACAACUUCCGAAUCAUGUACGUUGAUACCAUGGCUGCGGUACAGAACACGGUAUGUGAUCCGUUGUUCCAGCUCUCUAGCCCUCCGGGCUCGGUGAAGCAGCGCGGUCCGUUGCCA
Messenger RNA from Iphiclides podalirius (scarce swallowtail), 1557 nucleotides. NCBI's taxonomy places the organism in Eukaryota, Metazoa, Arthropoda, Insecta, Lepidoptera, Papilionidae. The record is from the annotation of a GenBank genome assembly.